This is a messenger RNA of Rotaria sordida, 405 nucleotides long. Lineage: Eukaryota; Metazoa; Rotifera; Eurotatoria; Philodinida; Philodinidae. The record is from the annotation of a GenBank genome assembly.
AUGAGUUUAUUUCGUAAUAUAUCAAUAGAUCUACCAAUUGAAGUAUGUCAUUUAACAAAACUUUUUAAUCAAGAUACAAAUCCAUUGAAAGUUAAUUUAAGUAUUGAAGUUUAUCAAGAUAAAAAUGGAACUGGACUUGAUACUUUUUGUAUAGCAUGUCUUAAACUUAUACUUAGUGAACAAUCAUUGGCUAUUAUAGAAAAUCGUGCUUCUUCAAUACAAUCAUUAAGUGGUACAAGUACACUUCGUAUUGGUUUAGAUUUUCUUUAUCGAAAUGGUUUUCAUAAUCAUGAAUCUAUUUUGCAAACAGUUGGAUUUGAAAUAAGAAAAUAUAGAUAUUGGAAUAAAGAAAAAUUUACUCUUGAUAUUGAUAGUUUUAUUGCUGAUCUUGAAUCUGCAUCAUAA